Cydia pomonella (codling moth) is the source of this 3895-nucleotide messenger RNA. It is a transcript of the gene NGR-A20, whose product is annotated as G-protein coupled receptor dmsr-1-like. Gene Ontology annotation, molecular function: G protein-coupled receptor activity. Bases 348 to 1628 code for a protein of 426 amino acids. Gene Ontology annotation, biological process: G protein-coupled receptor signaling pathway. The record is from RefSeq and is a predicted model, not a curated record. The transcript is spliced from 7 exons. Gene Ontology annotation, cellular component: membrane. NCBI's taxonomy places the organism in Eukaryota, Metazoa, Arthropoda, Insecta, Lepidoptera, Tortricidae.
AAUAAACUUUGCAGAAGCACCGGCUAGGCGAUAGUAAUAAAAGAUAAAGUAUGGGCGAUGUUGGCGCGCGAACAGCAACAGGCGAUCGUGAUCGCUCAGUAGAUACAGAAUCGCCGGUGGAGUCGACCGCCCGAACGCGGCCUAUUCGCGAACAACUUCAAAUAAAUACUUACAAAGCUUGCUUUGAUAACCGUUGUUGUACUACCGGAUAACAUUCAUCAACAAACAAAAAUGAUACGAUUAUUGCCCAAACACGAACUGCAGAAGAGAUGACUCAACCGUGAGAAAUAGUAUCAUAGAGCGAUCAUCAUUCAAAUGUAGCGUUAAGUGAUGAACAAUACGUAACAAUGUUAGCCGACGACACUCGGUACAGCAAUGACACUUCAUAUAGAAGCGAGUUUUCUAACUACAUUUAUGAACCGAGUUUGUUGUCGCUUCUUAAUGGUAAAAACCGGUCAAGUUUUAAGGAUGUGCUCAUCGCCCUGGAAGACUGGAGGAGUAGGAACAACAUCUCCGUCAGGGUUGGCAGCGAGUGCUCCGCACUGGAUUACUGCUCGGGGGAGUUUCGAGAUAUUAUUCUUGCUUACAACAGUAUACAUGGAUACGUUAGCCUGUUGGUAUGCCUGUUUGGUAGCCUGGCAAACGCCCUGAAUGUGGCGGUGUUGACGCGGCGCGACCUGGCCGCGGCGCCCAUCAACCGGCUGCUCAAGUGGCUGGCCGUGGCUGACGUGUUCGUCAUGCUGGAGUACGUGCCUUUCGCAGUCUACAGGUACCUGAUCCUACCGGCACAAGAGGAGAGGCCGUACUCGUGGGCAGUGUACAUGCUGUUCCACAUGCAUUUCACGCAGAUCUUGCACACUGCGUCCAUACUUCUCACGCUGUCCCUUGCUGUCUGGCGAUAUAUAGCUAUCAAGUACCCUUCAUACAGCCCAAUGCUGUGCACUGAUCGUCGUUGCUCCAUGGCGAUUCUUAUUAGCUUCGUCUUGCCACCGAUUCUUUGUAUUCCUUCAUAUUUUGUGUUCACAAUACACAAGGACUUCACGAUAGACGGGAGCUCGGGUGCCGCCAUGAAAGUUUACUUCGUAGAUUCAGAUUUCGAUGGCAGUCUUUACCAAAUAAACUUCUGGGUCCACGCGGUUUUUAUAAAACUUUUACCCUGCGUGAUCCUCACUGUUAUAAGCGCGUGGCUCAUUCGGGCUUUGUAUCGCGCAAAUACCAGGAAAAAGGCCCUCAAAAGCUACAACGCGUGUCCGUCGGAUACGACCGUCAAUGGCAACGGAAACAUUUUCACAAGAAAAUCGACAAAGCGCUCAAAAGCCGAGCGGCGAACGGACCGGACCACUAAAAUGCUGCUCGCUGUUCUCCUACUAUUUCUAAUCACCGAGUUUCCGCAGGGAAUUCUGGGUCUGCUGAGCGGUGUGCUGGGGCGCUGCUUCUUCAAGCGCUGCUACGACCUGUUUGGGGAGCUGAUGGACGCGCUGGCGCUGCUGAAUGGCGCCAUCAACUUCGUACUGUACUGCUCGAUGUCGCGCCAGUUCCGCACCAGCUUCGGACAGAUAGUGCGCGCGCGCUGCGCGCCCACACCACGUGCCGCGUCUCACACCGAACUCCAGACUACUUUCGUUUGAAUUUAGAGUCAAGGAAUCAAUGGAUGACUUUUAGCUCGAGCUCUGUAAAACGUACGCAUAAUUAAUGGAACUGCUUUUUGUAUUAGUUGGACCGGAUUUAUGUUUAUUACGAUAAAAAUAUCCGGAAGACAAUUUGAACUUGAAAUAUGAUAUCAAUUUGAUCUUAUUAUCAUUUGUCCGUGAAUAUCGGUCUUACUUAUGAUUAUUAUAUUUUCCUAUUGGCGAGUGAGAUGCUCUGCAAGUUAACUCACAUUCAAUGACCAAGUAUCAAUUUUUUUCGUGAUGUUGAAUGUCUACCUUUUAAGGAUAACUUACUAUACCCAUUCUUAACUUUCGAUGCAGAUAGGAAGCCAUUGCGUGCGAUGGAGAUAGGAAGAAGCGGGUCAAUGAACCAAAUUAUUCGUGAUUAACGUCCGUACUUUAGAGGAUAGAAUCACGGGAACUCUUAUUAGAAAUAUUAUAGCGAUGGCGAUUUUGGUACUUUUGUGGCUACUCGUAGGUACCUACAUUUUAACUCUCUCGGAAAGCGUCAUUUGGUAAUGUGGAACUGCUGAUGAAGACUACAAAAUGACAGCAUAAGUACUAUUUUAGUGAAGUCGGUUAUUUUUUGUUGGAGUUUAUUAUUUCGGAUGACUGACACUGAGACAGAAUAUGUUAUGUCGUGGCCAGAUCAUAGAAUUGAUCAUUUCAUGAUGUGGCAAUCAUGAAAUGAAUUGAUUGGUUGGUUAAACCUAACCUAACUAUAUCAUAAAGUGAUCAAUUCUAAGAUGGCAUAUCAUGAAAUGGACAAAAUCUAUGAUCUGGUCACGACAUAAUUAUGUACAACUUACUGUUAUUAUGAAAGGUAAAAUAAUUAUUUUACGUUUGUACAGCGCCGAUACUUCGUAUUUUGUGCUCCAUAUGAAUUCAGUAAUCACUGCACGCCCGAUCUUAUAAAAACGGAAUACUAAUUACUAUAAUUGGAUGAAGUUCUCUUCUGUGUAAACAUUUAAAAUAUGUUUGUGUCACCUCUGGAGUCACUGAAAAUUUGUAUGCAGAGGCUGUCGGGUACCUUUGCAGGCGAUUGUAUAUACCUUUCUAGGCCUUUACCCGCCUUUACUAAACCCCGCGUGACAUCCCUAAGUUUAACGUAGCGUAGAAAUAUUCUUGCCGUAAAUCCUUUGAGAUUAAAGCAGGGUCGACAUGAAAAUUUGCAUCCCGGACAAUGUUUGCUUUAUGGAAUCAUUUGUUACCUACUCAGAGACCACGUAAAUUCGGCUUGUUAAAUAGACCAUAGUCGUAUGUCGUUGGGAUAAAGCGUGUUAUUGUUUAAGAGCCUCUUUAAUUGUGGUUGUUCUGUAAGCCGCUCAUUGUUCUCAAAUUAUGUAAAUAGGAGUAAUUUAGAGUAAUGUGUACAAUAUGUUGUUAAUGGAAUGUAUAUACACAUUCUUCGCAGAAUGAUAUCGGAUUUGUCUGGAGUCUCGUUAAUUAAUGACCUAUCUUAGCGCAAAAAUAACCCCUUAAAGGAAACUGGCUAAACAUCACAAACGAAAUCAUCCAGUAGUUAACUAUAAUAUUGUCUAAUUAAAAUAUAUUUAUAUGUGCCCAUAGGUAGACGUCCACAGGGCCUUAUAGAAUAUUUUGUAUAGAAAGUAACACAAGUGCAUCCGCUAAUCCACACGCAUCGGACGCAUCGCACACAACGGAUUUUAGUAUUCUUAGCAUAGAAAGUCAGACAUAGCAAGUGCGUCCACUGAUCCGUUGCGUCCGAUGCGGCCCUGUGGACGUCUACCUCAUGACGGCGGUGAAAUUAAUUUCCCUAUUAUUUUCAACGGAUCUGGAGGACAGAGUUAAUAAUUAGUUACUGUUGUAAUCAUUAGGCGGGUCCAAACAGAGCCAGCAUAUGCGCGACCCGAUUUCCUUACCCGAGCGCGCCGGUUCGGGCGAGGCACGUCUUUCUACUCUGGCCGCUUUGUGCGCGAGGGAAUUGGCUCGCGCGUAUGCUCGAUCUGUGUGGACCCAUCAAUUUAUUUAUGGAAUAUUUUGUUAUCUGAUGAUGAUACCAUUUUGUUUAUUAGUAAUGUAUGUGUAGAUACAUAGUGAUGUGUGUGUAGAUACACAACUAUUAGUAAAACUUGAUUCGGAUGGGUAAUGGAAAACCUUAUGACAUAUUUAUAGUACCUAAUAUGUUUUUAUAUUUUGUUUUCAGUGAUAAUUAGCUUUUAUUUUUUGAUCUUUAGUAACUAAACGUGGCAUGUGAUACGUUUUUAAAAUAAACUUUAAAUGUA